AUGAUUAUCACACGUCUUAUCUCCUUGACAAACUUUGCCGUCGCCUCUUCCGCGCUUGGCUUCCAGGUCUUCGUCCUGUACCCAUGGCACAUCCAGCUGGACAACUCGUUUGAGGAACUCAAGAAGGAACAUCUCAGGGUUCUGGAGGCGGUUAGGGAGGUCGCGAAGGAGGUUGAUCCGGAUUCAAGGAAAGGAAUGGCCGACUCUAUCUUGGGACGCUUGGGAAUGAGCGCUUUCAGUGUCAAAAGUUUGUUUUUGCCUAAACCAGAAUCCCCCGUUACUCUCAGUGGUUUCGACAACAGUAAUCCUGUAAAAUAUGUCUCAGACGGCGUCGCCAAUAUCCCCCCUGUGUCGAUAAGUUCGGGGAUGAAAGUUUCCGAGAUCGCAAGAUACGCCUUCUCGGGAGCUAUCUGCUGUUCAUUCACUCAUGCCAUACUGACUCCAGUCGAUGUUGUCAAAACCCGUGUUCAGCUCGAACCAGUUAAAUAUAAUAGAGGCCUAGCCGGUGGGAUGCGCCAGAUCAUCGCCAACGACCGCGCCGGAGCACUGUUGACAGGAUUCGGACCGACGGUAACGGGAUAUUUCCUGCAAGGAGCGUUCAAAUUUGGCGGUUACGAAUUCUUCAAAAGGCAAGCCAAUGACUUUCUAGGACCGGAGAAAGCAGCUGCAAACCGUAACGCCGUGUACCUCGCCUCCUCUGCCGCCGCUGAAUUCCUUGGUGACAUUCUGCUUUGUCCAUUCGAGGCUGUUCGCAUUAGACUAGUAUCGCAACCCUCGUUCGCUCCCAACAUGUUGUCCGCAUUCGGUAAGGUGGCUAGCCACGAGGGAAUGGCCGGCCUUUACUCCGGAUUCACGCCGAUAGUAUUGAAACAGGUUCCGUACACGAUGGCCACGUUUGUGGUGUACGAAAAGGCCCUCGAGGUAGCGCAUUCCUUGAUCAGCAAAGAAACAGCAUCCAACACAACACUUUCGGGAGUAAACCUCGGUUGCGGUCUCAUUGCCGGAAUGGCAGCUGCGAUUGUUUCUCAGCCUGCGGAUACAGUGUUGAGUAAGAUAAACAAGGAAAAGGGUCAACCUGGCGAAGGAACUGCUCGACGCAUCAUUAACAUCGUCAGCCAGCUUGGCUUACGCGGAAGCUACGCUGGUAUUGGACCGCGCCUAGUCAUGGUGGGAGGUAUGACAGCCGUUCAGUUCGGAAUCUACGGCCAUAUCCAGAGAGCUUUGGGCGCGACCAAGAGUACUACCGAAGUUAAGCAGGAGAAACCUAAGGUUAUGGAAGUCGUCAACUUCUCGCAAACCGCAAAGUAUUAA
This is a messenger RNA of Daldinia caldariorum, 1311 nucleotides long. RefSeq names its product mitochondrial phosphate carrier protein. Gene Ontology annotation, biological process: mitochondrial phosphate ion transmembrane transport. Gene Ontology annotation, cellular component: mitochondrial inner membrane. Lineage: Eukaryota; Fungi; Ascomycota; Sordariomycetes; Xylariales; Hypoxylaceae. The coding region runs from base 1 to 1311 and encodes 436 amino acids. Gene Ontology annotation, molecular function: phosphate transmembrane transporter activity. The transcript is spliced from 5 exons. The record is from RefSeq and is a predicted model, not a curated record.